This is a messenger RNA of Saccoglossus kowalevskii, 801 nucleotides long. Its product is annotated as trafficking protein particle complex subunit 6b-like. Gene Ontology annotation, biological process: endoplasmic reticulum to Golgi vesicle-mediated transport; regulation of GTPase activity. Gene Ontology annotation, cellular component: trans-Golgi network; TRAPP complex; cis-Golgi network. Lineage: Eukaryota; Metazoa; Hemichordata; Enteropneusta; Harrimaniidae. The record is from RefSeq and is a predicted model, not a curated record.
GAUAAAUGUGUAACGAGACUUGAACAACUUGGCUAUAGAGUCGGACAGAGCUUAGUUGAAAGGUUUACAAAAGACAGCCCUCGAUUUAAAGAUGAACUUGACAUUAUGAAAUUUGUCUGUAAAGACUUCUGGACAACUGUGUACAAGAAACAAGUAGACAAUCUAAGAACCAAUCAUCAGGGUGUGUAUGUACUGCAGGAUAAUCGGUUUAGAUUACUAAUACAGAUUGCGGCAGGCAAACAGUAUAUGGAGUAUGCACCAAAGUAUUUGGCGUUUCCAUGCGGCCUUAUAAGAGGGGCGCUUUCUAAUCUUGGUAUGAACUGUAUUGUCACGGCAGAAGUCACUCAGAUGCCAGCGUGUAAAUUCCAGAUCAUCAUCCAGAAGUCUUAGCAUGUAUUUAUUCCUGAAAACGUUAUUUAUUCCACUUUUUGAUUUUGAUGUAAAGAGAAAAAUAUACAGCACAUGCCCAGUGUUGAAAUGAAGAAUGCUUAGUCUCCUUGCUGAGUUUGUGGAGUAAUGUACUAUGUCAAGCUGAGUUCAACAACGUAUAUAAAACAGAAAAAAAAGAUUGAGAAAUGACUACAUUUUUGUAAUUAUUUAUUUUGGUGCAGAUUUUUACACAGAUUUAUGUAAAUUUCUUAGAUUUCAAAACAAAUUUUGAAGGCAAACAGAUAUAAUUUGAUAUUGGUUAUCGAUACAAGACAUACUGUUUAAUCUGAUAACUUGAUAGAGUUGACUAAGGCCAGACUUUCUUUAACUCUUGUUUCUCGAGUUUUUAUAAGUCUUUUUUUUUUGAGGAGG